AUGUCUCACAAAGCUGCACUCCAGAGCUCUCUGGAAUCAACCAAGGCUGAAUAUAAGAAGCUUGGAAAAUGUGGACUUCGUGUCUCUGUCCCUAUCUUAGGUGCUAUGAGUUUUGGCGAUCCGGGUUGGCAGUCUUGGAUUCUCGAUGAAGAAAAGUCACUCCCACUUCUCAAAGCAGCAUAUGACCGAGGGCUCAACACUUGGGAUACUGCCAAUAUCUACAGUAAUGGAAAAUCGGAAGAGAUUAUCGCCAAAGCACUCAAGACGUAUAAGAUUCCCCGUGAUAAAGUUGUCAUCUUGACCAAAUGCUUCGCUUAUAUUGGAGAAGAAUAUUCGUAUCAAAAUGAGCCAGAAAUGCCAAAGACAAAGGAUUAUGUCAAUCACGGUGGUUUAUCCCGGCAAGCCAUUUUCCAGGCAGUUGACGCGAGUCUAAAGAGACUUGACACGCCUUAUAUUGAUCUUUUGCAAAUUCACCGAUUUGACAAAGACGUUCCAGUCGAAGAGACAAUGCAGGCAUUGCAUGAUUUGGUUCGAUCUGGAAAAGUGAGGUACAUCGGCGCAAGUUCAAUGUUUGCAUUUCAAUUUGCUAUUUUGCAACACUGUGCCGAAGUCAACGGCUGGACGAAAUUCGUGUCCAUGCAAAAUCAUUACAACCUCCUUUAUCGUGAGGAGGAGCGCGAGAUGAACAAGUAUUGCGAUCUGACAGGUGUUGGAUUAAUUCCUUGGGCACCUCUUUGCCGUGGCAUUCUUGCUAGGCCACCUUCUGCAGACAAGACCGAGCGCUCAUCUCAAGACAAAUCCAAGACAGGAUACAGUGAUGUCGACAAGCAGAUUGUCAAGCGCGUGCAAGAGAUUGCCGAGAAGCGUGGGUGGAAGAUGAGUCAUGUGGCACUCGCAUGGAUCAAUAAGAGGAUCGCCAGUCCGAUCAUUGGCUUCAGUUCAGUAGAGAGGAUGGAUGAGGCACUUGAGAUUAGGGGCAAAGAGUUGACAGCUGAGGAGGAGAAGUAUCUAGAGGAGCUAUACGAGGCUAGAUCAAUUGAAGGACAUCAGUGA
This is a messenger RNA of Exophiala bonariae, 1053 nucleotides long. RefSeq lists its product as uncharacterized. NCBI's taxonomy places the organism in Eukaryota, Fungi, Ascomycota, Eurotiomycetes, Chaetothyriales, Herpotrichiellaceae. The record is from RefSeq and is a predicted model, not a curated record. Bases 1 to 1053 code for a protein of 350 amino acids. The transcript is spliced from 7 exons.